Messenger RNA from Cryphonectria parasitica EP155, 192 nucleotides. RefSeq lists its product as uncharacterized. The annotation marks the transcript as partial. Lineage: Eukaryota; Fungi; Ascomycota; Sordariomycetes; Diaporthales; Cryphonectriaceae. The record is from RefSeq and is a predicted model, not a curated record. The transcript has a single exon.
UUUCCUAUUUAUGGAUUAAACAAGGCACAGCUAGAGAUAUUUCGGGAGUACUUCGAUGAGAAUCUUAAGAAAGGAUAUAUACAAUCAUUGCGAUUACCAGCAGAAUACCCCAUCCUGUUUAUACUUAAGAAGAAUAGCAAGCUCAGGCUAUGCAUUGAUUACAAGCAAUUUAACAAUAUUACAAUUAAGAAC